Messenger RNA from Racocetra persica, 484 nucleotides. Lineage: Eukaryota; Fungi; Glomeromycota; Glomeromycetes; Diversisporales; Gigasporaceae. The record is from the annotation of a GenBank genome assembly.
UCCACGCGAAGAAAAAUCUGAAUGGGGAUACCUUGGUUCGAACGGUCCCGCUUAUUGGUACAAACUUAAUGAAACCUAUGCAACCUGUAAAGGCAUUAAACAGCAAACUCCUAUAGAUCUUAAGGAUGAAGAUUUUACUCAUCCUACUAAAAUUGCGUUAGACGUAACCAAAAAAACCGAUCUAAUUCUUUUAAAUACUGGUCAUAAUUAUCAAGUUCAACGGUUUGAGGGUACUAUUGAUAACCCAGCAUUGUAUAAAGAUGUAACAUUAAAAGUUGAUGGUGAAACAUAUUAUCUUCUUCAGUAUCAUUUUCAUAUGCCAUCAGAACAUCAUAUUGAAGGCAGAGAUUUAUUAAUGGAAGGGCAUUGGGUUUUCAAAACCUCGUCUAAUCAAGAUGCAAAACUUGCCGUUCUAGGGGUCUUUUUUGACCUUGGUGAAUGUGAAGAACCUGGUUUGAUGCCCAUUAUAGAGAUAAUCAAUAAA